Molecule: messenger RNA, 2386 nt
Organism: Athalia rosae (coleseed sawfly)
Lineage: Eukaryota; Metazoa; Arthropoda; Insecta; Hymenoptera; Athaliidae
Gene: RagC-D
Product: ras-related GTP-binding protein C
Exons: 7
Coding region: 274-1464 (396 amino acids)
Biological process (GO): positive regulation of TOR signaling; regulation of autophagy; cellular response to amino acid stimulus
Cellular component (GO): Gtr1-Gtr2 GTPase complex; nucleus; lysosome
Molecular function (GO): GTP binding; GTPase activity
Source: RefSeq, a predicted model, not a curated record
GCCAAGCCUCUGAAGCCCCCUAUCAGGCCAGCAUUCACGAAUUAGUGGUGGAAGACGUUUCAAAGAGAGUUGUCAGAAUUGACAACCAGUAAAUUUAACCCAUCUUUAAUCACGUAAAGGAGAUAAAGAGAAACAACGUUAAAGAAAAGGGGAACGUAGAACAUAAAUUACAUUGGAUAAUCACCUCCAAAGACGUAAAACCACUUGGUCCGCAAGAUAGGUCAACAGUAGUUUAGAAUAAAACUCGAUAGUAACUCGUUCCAAAACUGAGACAUGGACGACGAUGACCAAUAUCAGGCAGGUUACGACGUUGGUUCUUUCCCAAAAGACUUUGGCUACACGCCCUUCGAUGGCGAGGGUGAAGGUCCCGCUGGGCCCUUAGUAGGAGAACAAAAACCUAGAAUUUUAUUAAUGGGUCUCAGACGGAGUGGCAAAUCGUCCAUACAGAAGGUUGUUUUCCACAAGAUGUCUCCAAAUGAAACACUCUUUUUGGAAAGCACAAAUAAAAUAAUAAAGGAUGACAUAAGUAACUCCAGCUUUGUCCAGUUCCAAAUAUGGGAUUUCCCAGGUCAGAUAGACUUCUUCGAUCCCACCUUUGACAGUGAAAUGAUAUUUGGAGGGUGCGGAGCUCUAGUGUUUGUAAUCGAUGCUCAAGAUGACUACAUGGAAGCUCUGAAUAAACUUCACCUUACAGUCACAAAAGCAUAUAAAGUAAAUCAGGCUAUAAAGUUUGAGGUUUUUAUACACAAAGUUGAUGGACUAUCGGAUGAUCACAAGAUGGAAACCCAAAGGGAUAUUCACACCAGGGCUAAUGACGAUCUUGCCGAUUCUGGGUUUGACCAGAUCCACCUCAGUUUUCACCUAACAUCCAUAUAUGAUCACAGCAUAUUCGAGGCAUUUAGUAAGGUCGUUCAGAAAUUGAUUCCACAAUUGCCAACACUUGAGAAUCUUCUGAAUAUACUCAUAUCGAACUCUGCGAUAGAAAAAGCCUUUCUUUUUGAUGUUGUCUCCAAAAUCUAUAUAGCAACUGAUAGUUCUCCAGUGGACAUGCAGAGUUACGAACUUUGUUGUGACAUGAUAGACGUUGUUAUUGACGUUUCCUGUAUUUAUGGCCUUCGAGAGGAUCUGGAAGCUGCGGCAUUUGACAAUCAAAGUUCGAGCCUGAUAAAAUUGAACAAUGGAAAUAUAUUAUAUUUAAGAGAGGUCAACAAAUUCCUUGCCCUAGUUUGCAUACUACGAGAAGAUAACUUUGAUAGGCAAGGCGUGAUUGACUACAAUUUUUUGUGCUUUCGGAAAGCUAUACAGCAAGUUUUUGAACUCAGAAAUAAAGCGCUGGCUGCUGCGAGCUUGAACAAUCAUUCAUUGUCACCCAUGGGUGUUACAGAGUCCUCGAGCAACGUACCGGUUUCACAGACAAAUAGCUCAAUGGCACAAAACGGAGUGGCUACUUUAACUCAAAGCUAACCGGUCAGAUGAAUUUAUACCCAAUGAAAGUGUACAAACUACUAUGAACACGAAUGCGUCUUUUUAAGCUAUAUUGAUAUUUUUUUUAUCACAUCUAUUAUGUUACAUUCAAUAUUUCACAGUGUAGAACCGGCCAGAGUUUAUUAUUAUAAUAUUUAUUCGUCACAAGUUACGUGAUAGCAGAUCUAAAAAUUAGAAUACUUGAAUGAGUAGCUAAUUUUUAGUCUAUUGGCAGAAUAUUUUAGUCAAAUCUGCUGACUCUUAAGUCCGCAUUAGAGGUAUCCCAGCAAAAAGUAAAUUCGGAUAUUUUUUUUGGAACUAAAAUUUCAGACACGACGUGCAGUAAUCUGCUCGUUGGCUAGGUCAUCGUAUAUUUAAGUUGGAAUCACUCUCUUGUGUUCAUAUUUUAUUCCUAUAGAUUAUAUUGUCUCUAUAUUUUUUUAUAAUCCAUUAUUUUCGAUUUCGAAUUGACUUGAAUGAAGAAUAAUGAAAAAUGGGGGAAAAACUUAGUACUCAGUCUGUAGAAAGUAGAAACCAAACAAAAGUAGGUUUUUUUUUUAUUAUACUAUUUUCCAGUAAGCAGGGAAUCACUUUGAUUUUUUUUCUUGUUUCUUUUCAUCGCUCAGUUCUAGAAAAGUUAACUCCAACAACGGACUCGUAGGGAAUCAUUGACAUGGAAUAGGAAAUGCAAUAUUGAUGCUUUAUGUGUUUAUGUACUUUGAUCUACUGCAUUAACAAUUUACCAUCAAGAAUAAGUAUCAAGAGUGAAAAACCACGCAUUCGAAAUUACUUUGAUAAUCUGGAAAUAAAAAUGAAGCAAUUAAGUUAGAACAUUUGUGAGUGGUGAUUUCAUACUCAGCUGUCAUAUUGAUUGCAUAAUGUGUUAAUGCAUAUUAAACAUACCACAAAAAAAACCAUAAAA